Canariomyces notabilis is the source of this 2205-nucleotide messenger RNA. RefSeq lists its product as uncharacterized. The transcript has 2 exons. Lineage: Eukaryota; Fungi; Ascomycota; Sordariomycetes; Sordariales; Chaetomiaceae. The record is from RefSeq and is a predicted model, not a curated record. Bases 77 to 2041 code for a protein of 654 amino acids.
CCUUUCCGAUUGCCUCACUUGUGACUGCCAGCACGCUAUUCUGUGCAAAGAGCGCUUCGCCACUCUUGAAUCUAGGAUGAAUGACUACUGCAAGCGGUCAGAAUGCCGUUGUGGACAAAGCACUUGGUGCCGAACCAAGUCCUUCUUGAAGCGAGCAUUGUCAAUGGGGUCGCGAAGGAAGUCCCAGCCUACCCCUGGAAAUAAUCAAGAAGGGACACCUGAGUGGCCCGGAGAAGCUUAUGCCGAAGAGGAUGACGACAUUCGACGGGCUCAUGAACUUGAACUCUUACAGCACCCUGUUGAGCUUUUUGGCAACGACCAUCGACAAUAUGAAUUGGCCGCCCAACGCUGGACCGCCUUCUACCCGAGGCGGUGGGCUGCUUAUUCCUGCCCGUCCGCUUCAUAUGCGCCGGUCUCUACAGGCUGUCACGCUGGUGUUACCAUGUCUUAUCCCGCCGCUUCUUUUCAAACUUCAGAACAGGCUCGCCCCAUCUUUGAACUGCCUGGUCAACCAUUUCACCAUAUGCAACCGAUGACCCCCCAAUAUACGGCGAGCCCGUCUCCCCGGUCACCCACUGGCGUCUCGCUCGUAAGCGAGUCGAUUGUAUCAACCCGAGACAACCACUCUUUUGUCUCGCCGCAGACAUCAGUAUCCAGCGGUUCCACGGACUUGUCUACAUCUCCCACUGUGGUGGAUUGCCGCGUUCCUCUCUUCGCCGAUUGCACGACUGAGUCUCCUGUCGAAUAUGGUCAAGGUGACGGCAGCAUAGCUCCUUGGGAUAGCCAUCGUGUCGUGGCGCAACCGGGCUCCUGGGAUUCAACAACGACUGUCGCGGAACUCCCCGGCAGCAUUCCCCCAAUUGCGCCAGAAACAGGCUUAUGGCUGCCGGCAGCCGAGCUCGCAGAAGUCGCAAAGGCCACACCACAGUUGACACAGGGGAAGGCUCUCCCAGACUUUGUACCGUACCCUAUUUCCUCGCCAUCAAACCCUUUAGUAGGGGAAAGGGAAUUACGGAUACCAUGUGACGAAAGCGCAAGUCAAGUCACGGGAAACAUGUUGUCACAGGUUCCGGACCUGUCUAUCAGCAGCACAAGCCAUUCUAUCGACCUGGAGAAUCUUAGUAGUAUCUUUUCCAAACUGCGCAGGACCCCGAUCUGGGGUAGCGCGGGCAUGGGGUGGCUGCUCGAGGUGUCGGACGAAGACGCUCUCUUGGCUGGGAUCGACGAACUGGAAAGAAUCCGACAGGGACAGGCGGGUGGUUCGGCCCAUUCAAGAUUGUGCUUCGCCCAUUUAGUCCUAUCCAUGGCUGCUGAGAGGGGGAAAAUCCUUCUCGAUUCCUGUCGCACGCUCCAGCAAGAAAUAGAAAAUUUUGUCAACGGAAAUGGCGAGUCUGACCCGCCUCAGUCCUUUUUGACUAUAUCCGGGGAAUUUCUCUACGCACUCCAUAGCCAGAUAGGCUCUGAGACUGGCAACCUCUGGCACCUAACCCCAGGCCUUGAGGAGAGACGACCCACCAUUCUCUCCCUCAUCUUUAUGAGGGCACAAUUUCAAGCCCGGAGCGCACAGCACGGACAUGAUCUGCAACAGCGUGGCGUCGAGGUGCGGCAGAACUCGUGGAACUCGACAGCCAGCACUGUCCUCGACGUGGUUCUACCGGGCGAAGAUCCGGGUGUAGUGCCUGAGGGAACAUCCACCCCCUCCGCGACUCAUGCUGCAUCAGACCUUCCAAGCCAGCAAAGAGUGGCGGCUCGUAACAAAACACCAUCACGUCUGAAGCGAGCUCAAAGGGAGUUGAUGGGCUGUGGACCAUGCAAUUUUUUCCCAGCCAAGGGGCCAGAUCAGCGCAAAAAGCUAGAGAAACACAAAAAGACCGACAAGCAUCGGAGGAAGACCAACCAACUAGGUGCGGGUGAGCGAUUUCGGUGCCCCAGUUGCCCAAAGAGCUACAACCGGAGAGACAACAUGAGGGAGCAUCAUAAAACCCACUUGCUCUUGCUGGAACUGUCACUGGCAGAGGGGCAGGAUGGGAGAAUGUCAUGACGCGUGUAAGAGACGGUUAUGAGGGCUUUGAGGCAGUCAUUGUCAUCCAGCAGGUCACUUUUGCAGGUGGUUUGUGCUAAGGGGUAAACAGAGUAUGGUUGAUUGUUAUGUGCUGGUACCAGUCUAGCUUCUGGCAGGCUACUCCGGAGUGCAUUAGAUUAGAG